Molecule: messenger RNA, 2352 nt
Organism: Komagataella phaffii GS115
Lineage: Eukaryota; Fungi; Ascomycota; Pichiomycetes; Pichiales; Pichiaceae
Product: Isopropylmalate isomerase, catalyzes the second step in the leucine biosynthesis pathway
Exons: 1
Coding region: 1-2352 (783 amino acids)
Biological process (GO): L-leucine biosynthetic process
Cellular component (GO): 3-isopropylmalate dehydratase complex
Molecular function (GO): 3-isopropylmalate dehydratase activity; 4 iron, 4 sulfur cluster binding
Source: RefSeq, a predicted model, not a curated record
AUGCCUUCCACUGGAGAGAUAAAAAAUCCAAAGACCUUAUACGACAAGGUCUUUGAAGAUCAUGUUGUUCACAAAGAUGAAUCAGGCUCUUAUUUAUUAUACAUCGACCGUCAUUUGGUCCACGAAGUUACUUCCCCACAAGCCUUCGAAGGUCUUAAGAAUGCUGGUAGAGUAGUCAGAAGGAAAGAUUGCACACUUGCUACAGUAGAUCACAACAUUCCAACGGAUUCUAGAAAAAACUUAACUACCUUGGACAAGUUCAUUAAGCAGGAUGACUCCAGAUUACAGGUGAAGACAUUAGAGCAAAACGUCAAGGACUUUGAUGUCACCUAUUUUGGUAUGAAAGAUAGCCGUCAAGGUAUUGUCCACGUUGUAGGACCUGAGCAAGGGUUCACCUUGCCAGGUACUACGGUUGUGUGUGGUGACUCCCAUACUUCCACGCAUGGUGCCUUCGGUUCUCUAGCUUUUGGUAUUGGAACUUCUGAAGUUGAGCAUGUUCUGGCAACUCAAACAAUUAUUCAAGCAAAAUCAAAGAACAUGAGAAUAACCAUCGAGGGCGAGCUGGACGAAGGUAUCACCUCUAAGGAUUUAGUUUUACAUGUUAUUGGAGUGAUUGGUACCGCAGGUGGUACUGGUAGUGUCAUUGAAUUCGCUGGUAAGGCAAUUGAAGAUCUAACUAUGGAAGCAAGAAUGUCUAUUUGUAAUAUGGCAAUUGAAGCCGGUGCCAGAGCUGGUAUGAUCAGACCAGAUGAGACUACUUUCAAGUAUAUCGAGGGACGCCCCCUGGCUCCAAAAGGAGAGCAAUGGACCAAGGCUCUAAACUAUUGGAAGACUUUAUAUUCUGAUGAAGGUGCUAAAUUUGACUAUGAAAUCGUGAUCAAGGCCAAAGAUAUUGUUCCUACUAUCACUUGGGGUACAUCUCCUCAAGACGCUCUGCCAAUUACCGCAUCUGUGCCAGACCCAGAGAAGGUUGAAGAUCCUAUCAAGAAGUCGGGAAUGGAAAGAGCUUUAUCUUACAUGGGAUUAACACCUAAUGUCCCACUAAAGGAUAUCAAGAUUGAUAAGGUUUUCAUUGGAUCUUGUACCAACUCUCGUUUGGAGGAUCUGCGAGCUGCUGCCAAAGUGGUAAAAGGUCACAAGAAAUCCGACAAUGUUAAACUAGCUCUGGUUGUUCCAGGGUCUGGUUUGAUCAAACUACAAGCUGAAAAGGAGGGUUUGGACAAGAUAUUUGAAGAGGCUGGGUUUUCCUGGAGAGAGGCCGGAUGCUCUAUGUGUCUGGGAAUGAAUCCUGAUAUUCUGGACCCAGAAGAGAGAUGCGCCUCCACUUCAAACAGAAACUUUGAAGGUCGUCAAGGUGCUAGAUCUAGAACACAUUUGAUGUCUCCUGCCAUGGCAGCAGCAGCUGGUAUAGCUGGUCAUUUUGUUGACAUCAGAGAGUUUGAAUACAAGGAAGACAAGAGUCAACCCAAGAUUGCAAUUCAAAGUGAAGAGGAUGCUGAAUUACAGGACGCUGUUUACGAGCAUGAAAAGAAGCCUCUGGCUGAGGGUGAAUCUAAGGAUGAACUAGAAGAAGAUGAAAUUAAGGACAUACCUCCACCUGAUCACACCGUUCAAGAAACUCCCCUAAAAACUUCAGCUCCAGCUGUUGCAGCUGCAAUGGAAAAGUUUUUAACUGUUGAGGGUAUCGCUGCUCCAUUAGAUAAGGCCAACGUCGACACGGAUGCAAUUAUUCCAAAGCAAUUCUUAAAGACUAUCAAACGUACAGGAUUAAAAGCUGGUUUGUUCUAUGAAUUACGUUUUGUGAAGGAUGACCAGGGUAAAGACGUUGAAACUGACUUUGUUUUAAAUGUAGAGCCUUAUAGAUCUGCUAGCAUCCUUUGUGUUACCGGAGACAACUUUGGAUGUGGUUCUUCUCGAGAACACGCUCCUUGGGCCCUGAAAGAUUUUGGUAUAAGAUCUAUCAUUGCUCCAUCAUUUGGUGAUAUUUUCUACAACAAUUCCUUCAAGAACGGAUUACUCCCUAUCAGAAUUGAUCAAGAUAUUAUUUUAUCUAAGCUAUACCCUGUUGCUACAAGCGGAAAGAAACUUACCAUAGAUCUUCCAAACCAACAGAUUUUAGGCCCCGAUAAGGAAGUUCUUGUAGAACAUUUCGAAGUCGAAGAUUUCAGAAAGCACUGCUUAAUCAAUGGUCUGGAUGAUAUUGGAAUCACUCUCCAAAAAGAGGAGUUCAUCAACAAGUACGAAGAGAUGAGAAGAGAUAGAUUCUCUUUCCUUGAAGGAGGAUCCAAACUAAUCGUCCCAGCCAGAGGUACCAAGAGAAGCCGUUACGGAAAUAAAGCUCAAGAAUGGUAA